GAUUAGACCAAAAUCUCUCUCAAAUCUCAAAUCUCAAAUCUCAAAUGUCUCAGCUUCUUCACCUUCACCUUCACCGUCUCUCUCUCCCACAAUCGUCUCUUCGUUUCAGAUUCCCGCCUUUACAUCGCCGCCGUGCAGCUUCGUCACCGUCUAACUCAACUGAAUCCACCGUGUUUCGUUCUCUCACACUCUCCAGAUCUCAAAUAACUUGCAGAUUCAGCCAAUCAGAUAUUACGCCACAAUUUGAAUUGGAUAAAGCACAAGACAAUCGAAAACCACAAAAGCGAGCGAAUGGCAUAUUUUGGAUCAUACUUAUCAAUCUUGGCAUAUAUGUUGCUGAUCACUUCUUUCAGGUUCGCGGGAUCAAAUCUUUGUAUUUGUAUCACAAUUUUCCGGCAUGGUACCAGUUUGUGACUGCUACAUUCUGUCAUGCUAACUGGAACCAUCUCUCCAGCAAUCUUUUUUUCUUGUACAUCUUUGGAAAGCUUGUUGAAGAAGAAGAAGGAAACUUUGGUUUGUGGCUCUCCUACUUGUUCACUGGUGUUGGAGCUAACCUGGUUUCUUGGUUAGUUUUACCGAGAAAUGCUGUUUCUGUUGGAGCCUCGGGAGCUGUUUUUGGGUUAUUUGCAAUCAGUGUCCUCGUCAAGAUGUCUUGGGAUUGGAGGAAAAUCCUUGAAGUUCUUAUAUUGGGUCAGUUCGUUGUUGAGAGGGUAAUGGAAGCAGCUCAGGCAUCGGCUGGAUUAUCAGGAACUAUAUAUGGUGGCUACUCUUUACAAACUGUUAAUCACAUUGCGCAUCUCUCUGGUGCUCUUGUUGGUGUUGUUUUAGUUUGGCUUCUCAGCAAAUUUCCUUCGUUAAGCUUAAGUCAGAGGCUUCUACUUGUGGUCGAGAUACCAUUUGAAGUCAAUCCAACUAGGGAUAGCUUCUCCUUGAAACAAUUCACUGCAUUACCGUCUUUACAUCGCCGCCGUGUAGCUUCUUCGCCAACCAACUCUCGUCUCUCUAUCAACUCAACUAAUUCCACCGUCUUUCGUCCUCUCACCGUCGUCAGAUGUCGUUCCAGCGAAACCGACAUCACACCACAAUUUGAAUUGGAGAAACCACAAAAGCAAGCAAAUGGCAUAUUCUUGAUCAUUCUUAUCAAUCUUGCCAUAUUUAUGGCUCAACAUUUCUUUCAGGUUCGCGGGAUCAAAUCUAUGUAUUUGUAUAGCGAUUUUCCGGCAUGGUACCAGUUUGUGACUGCAACAUUCUGUCAUGCUAACUGGAACCAUCUCUCCAGCAAUCUUUUUCUCUUGUACAUCUUUGGAAAGAUUGUUGAAGAAGAGAAAGGAAACUUUGGUUUGUGGUUGUCCUACUUGUUCACUGGUGUUGGAGCUAACCUGGUUUCUUGGUUCACUUUACCGCCGAAUUCAGUUUCUGCUGGAGCCUCGGGAGCUGUUUUCGGGUUAUUUGUGAUCAGUGUCCGUGUCAAGAUGUCUCCGGGUUGGAGGAAAUUUCUUGAAUUUCUUAUAUUGGGUCAGUUUGUUAUGAAGAGGGUAUUUGAAGCAGCUCAGACUUCAACUGGAUUAUUAGAAACUAAAUUUUGUGGAUAUAUAUUUGGUGGCAAUGAAUUCCUGACUAUUAUUCAAACUGUUAGACCCGUUGCGCAGUUCUCGGGUGCUCUUCUUGGUGUUCUCUUAGUUUGGCUUAUCAGCAAAUUUCUCUCAGAACCAGUGGAUCAAGAAGUUAUACAAUCCCUCCAAAAGUGAGGCAAUAAUUGAAUGCAAAGACA
This is a messenger RNA of Arabidopsis arenosa, 1771 nucleotides long. The record is from the annotation of a GenBank genome assembly. NCBI's taxonomy places the organism in Eukaryota, Viridiplantae, Streptophyta, Magnoliopsida, Brassicales, Brassicaceae.